Messenger RNA from Saimiri boliviensis boliviensis (Bolivian squirrel monkey), 3074 nucleotides. RefSeq names its product stomatin (gene STOM). Gene Ontology annotation, cellular component: plasma membrane. The record is from RefSeq and is a predicted model, not a curated record. Lineage: Eukaryota; Metazoa; Chordata; Mammalia; Primates; Cebidae.
GGGCGGCAACCCGGGUCGUGUGCCCCCUGCUGCCCAGGGCAUUCCCCGCGGCUCUGGCUUCGCCGACGAGAACUGGGGACUGCGACUGUGUCUCGGGCGGCAUGGCGGAGAAGCGGCACACAGUGGACUCCGAAGCCCAGCGGCUCCCCGUCUCCUUCAAGGACAGCCCCAGUACGGGCCUUGGACCUUGUGGAUGGAUUUUGGUGGCUGUCUCAUUCUUAUUCACACUUGUAACUUUCCCAAUCUCAAUAUGGAUGUGCAUAAAGAUUAUAAAAGAGUAUGAAAGAGCCAUCAUCUUUAGAUUGGGUCGCAUUUUGCAAGGAGGAGCCAAAGGACCUGGUUUGUUUUUUAUUCUGCCAUGCACUGACAGCUUCAUCAAAGUGGACAUGAGAACUAUUUCAUUCGAUAUUCCUCCUCAGGAGAUCCUCACUAAGGAUUCAGUGACAAUUAGCGUGGAUGGUGUGGUCUAUUACCGUGUUCAGAAUGCAACCCUGGCUGUGGCAAAUAUCACCAAUGCUGACUCAGCGACCCGUCUUCUGGCACAAACUACUCUGAGGAAUGUUCUGGGCACCAAGAACCUUUCUCAGAUACUCUCUGACAGAGAAGAAAUUGCACACAACAUGCAGACUACUCUAGAUGAUGCCACUGAUGCCUGGGGAAUAAAGGUGGAGCGUGUGGAAAUUAAGGAUGUGAAACUACCCGUGCAGCUCCAGAGAGCUAUGGCUGCAGAAGCAGAAGCGUCCCGCGAGGCCCGCGCCAAGGUUAUUGCAGCCGAAGGAGAAAUGAAUGCUUCCAGAGCUCUGAAAGAAGCCUCCAUGGUCAUCACUGAAUCUCCUGCAGCCCUUCAGCUCCGAUACCUGCAGACACUGACCACCAUUGCUGCUGAGAAAAACUCAACAAUUGUCUUCCCUCUGCCCAUAGAUAUGCUGCAAGGAAUCGUAGGAACAAAACACAGCCACUAGCCUAGCAUAGAGGUGAGCGCUACCCUUCCAAGGAUGAAGUGAGGGACCAAACUAGCCUUUAACUCAUAGAGUAGGGCUUGAAUAUUCUCCCUCCCUUUCCUUUUCCAUAUGUCAAUUGUGGUGUUCCCAGAAUGUAUAGCAGUUAUAAAAAACAGGUGAAAUAACCGUUAGCUUGUAGAUACUGAGAGAUUGGUGAUUUAUAUAAGGUAAUUUGUUGGUCUUUAAAUAGUUAAAAGUUUGUAUUUUUAGAUUAUUAUGUAGUAGGUUAGAUCCCCCUUGUUUUGACUUCCACUCUGUCAUUCUGAACCCUCUAAGCACCCAGGCCAGAGGCAAGAACCUAGGCUGUUACUGCCACCUGCCACCGCUGGCUGGAUUGCAGAAAGUGACGACCUUAUACCACAACCAGCUUCUCUAGGUCGUAUGUGCCUUAUCUCCAGAGAUCCAGAGAGGUUUUUUUUUUUUUUUUUUUUUUUUUUUUUGAGACAGUUUUGCUCUUGUUGCCCAGGCUGGAGAGCAAUGGCAUGAUCUUGGCUCACUGCAACCUCCACCUCCCAGGUUCAAGCAAUUCUCCUGCCUCAGCCUCCCCAGUAGCUGGGAUUAUAGGCAUGUGCCACCAUGCCCAGCUAAUUUUAGUUUUUUUGUUUUUUGUUUUUUGUUUUUUAGUAGAGAUGGAUUUUCACCAUGGUUAAUCAAGAACUUCUGACCUCAGGUAAUCCACCUGCGUCGGCCUCCCAAAGUGCUGGGAUUACAGGUGUAAGCUGGGCCCAGAGGUCUUAAUUAAGGAAAUUUCCCUAAUGUUCAUUUAUUUUCCAAAUCCAAACCAGAUUUCAGAAUCAUCCUUACUUGAGAGUAGCCAUUUUCUUGCCUGUACUUGUCAUAACUAGGGGAAAUAGUCAAGACUAAUGAAAAAGAUCACCCUAACCCUUCAAAGACUUUUAAAUUCACUAGUAUAGUGGCCCUUUUAAAAAUAUGUCCAUUUUUUAACUUCUUUGAGCCUUCUUUAUGAGUAAAUAAUUCCUCUGUGUUCUUUCAAACCAGCUAAAUAUUUGUCACAAAAGUGCUUUUUUCUCACUGUUGCCUAUUUUCAUAUAUCAGGUUUUAAAUAGUUUUAAUUUUACAAUAAAAUUUUCUCUAUAUUCGAUAUGCAGUUGUUAUAUAUCGAUUUGAAUAGCCUAAGGACUAAAAUACUUUUUUAAGAGAUAACUUCAGGAAGCCUUAUAUUUUACUGUCUGCAUGCUGUUAACUGUGGUACACUGUGAAAUAUCUUGAUUACAAACCCAUUCAUUACACAGUAUAAGGAAUUCACAAUAUAUUGGAUACAUAAUAUCUAAUGACCUUGGGCAGAUACUCUCAAACUGAAGAUAUCUAUAUAGAUGUAGAUCUUUUUAAUUUGCCUAGUCAUUCUUCUAUCAUGUAUAUUGAUGCUGAAAGAGGAAGUGAUCAGCUCCUCUGGACCACAAUUUCUUUGCAAUUGUCUGUGAAUCUGAGCAACCUGGCAUUCUACUUACUGGUCCAGAAAGCUGGUAGGUGACAUUUCUAACACUUCUUUGAGACUCUGAGUUCACCUAGGGAAGUCUAAGAAUAACAGCUUUCUUUCCCAGCACUAGCCUUUAUAGCUGUCCUUAGAUGAACGACUCUGUCCAUCCAGCCAAUAGAUGUUCCUUUCCCCUGUACCCCAAUUUUAAGCUUAUUUUAGGAAACCUUGAACCACCAUGUAUCCUGGCUCCUAGGUGAGUGUACUAGAGGUAUGGAGCAGUGUAACUGAAACUGAAACUCAAGUUGCACUUACAUUUUGAAUUUUAAAAUGAUAGUUUUAUCUGUUGUGUGAGGUGGCUCACUCUUGAGGACCAGGAGUCUCCAUAUCCUGACUGAAAAUCUUUUCUGAGACUUAGAGUAACCGUGCUUUUGGUUCCUUGAGUUCUCCUGUCUCCAGAUACCAGGUGAUCUUCACUUUUCUGCCUUGUGAAUUCAUAAUCCCACAGGUUGAAAUUAAAUCACUUGGGAGGGACGCAUAGAAGGAGUUCUAGGAACACAUUGCCAGUGCAAGCAUUUUUCCAGGUGGCCUCCCUUUCCAACAAUGUACAUAAUAAAGUAUAUGCACUUUCACUAAUA